This is a messenger RNA of Hibiscus syriacus, 636 nucleotides long. Its product is annotated as thaumatin-like protein 1. Lineage: Eukaryota; Viridiplantae; Streptophyta; Magnoliopsida; Malvales; Malvaceae. Gene Ontology annotation, cellular component: extracellular region. The record is from RefSeq and is a predicted model, not a curated record. Gene Ontology annotation, biological process: defense response. Bases 6 to 545 code for a protein of 179 amino acids. The transcript has 2 exons.
AAGCGAUGGCACCAUCCCUCCCGCCUCGCUUGCGGAGUUUACGCUUAAUGGUGCCGGUGGAUUGGAUUUCUAUGAUGUUAGCCUUGUUGACUGGGUACAAUCUGCCGAUGAUGAUAUCCCCGAGGGGUGGAACAGGAGGUAACUGUAGAUCGGCGGGAUGUGCGGCGGAUUUGAAUGGUGACUGUCCUGUGGAGCUUAAGGUUGUGGAUGGGAGUGAAGGGGUUGCAUGUAAGAGUGCAUGCGAUGCGUUUGGGGAUCCCCAAUAUUGCUGCAGCGGAGCUUAUGCUACUCCGAAUACGUGCAAGCCUAGCUCUUACUCCCAAUUCUUCAAGACUGCGUGUCCUACGGCUUAUAGCUACGCCUAUGAUGAUGGAACCAGUACCUUCACUUGUGCUGCCGCUGAUUACGAUAUCACUUUCUGCCCUUCCCCUGCCGCCAGUGUGAAAUCGUCCAAUCCCAUGGCGGUUGACAUCUCAUCAGCCGGUCCUCAUCCCGCAUCAUCAGCUCUCAUUGGCGGCGCCAUCGCCACUUUGGCUGCAAUAUGACGAUUGUGGCAUCUUUUCUGAGAAUAAUGCCACCAUGCCUUUUCCCUUCCGUAUGACAAAUUUUGUCAUCUGAAACUUGGGCAAAUUGCAG